Chara braunii is the source of this 952-nucleotide messenger RNA. The record is from the annotation of a GenBank genome assembly. NCBI's taxonomy places the organism in Eukaryota, Viridiplantae, Streptophyta, Charophyceae, Charales, Characeae.
UGAGGGGGCCGAGUGUUGUUGAAAGCAGCACACGAGCGGAAGACAACCUGUCACAGUGGUCCAUGAAGGACGCUUCUCGUUCUGAAAGCGAGGAAAAUGCGAGAACAGACGACGAGGGCGGUGACAGUGAAUCAGAGACCACAACGGAUUCAAAAGAAGAAGAGGGGAGUUGCGCACAACAUGAAAGCGACAAUGUAAGCAGUGACGCGAACAAUGAUGAAGAAGAGGAAACUUCAUACUACAGCAAUGACGAGGACAGCCAGAAAUCAUGGAGUAAUUUGAAGAGAAAACGUGAAAGUGAAGGAACACUUGGAGGAGGGGUUGAAGGAGAGAACGUUGAGACGAACAAGCAGUUGGUGCGCAUGGAGUCGUCGUCGCCACAACCUACACUACGUCCGCGAGCGCAAGCAUCACGCGUACUUAUACUCCCGCUCGGGGGCGCGUGCCAAGCAUGGCUGGACAAUCUCCUGUCCAAGUACGGAGUGGUGGCUGCCGACUUGGAUACCAAGAUCAGUAGGGAUGAUAUAAAGGCGGCGUGGCAUAAGCAGUUCCAAGUAGAGCCGGUGGAGAUCAAGGCAAUGGACAAGCUGAUGGUCUUCGAACAAGGCACGCUGCCGAGUGUUGACUGGAUUGCCGAGUACGAACGCUUGACACCCGUCUCAAACAUUCAAAUGGGCUUCAAAGUCAUCAAACAUUACUUCAUCUCGAGGUCGUGUCCGGCGUUGGGCAAUGCCUUGACUCACGUUGAGAACACCCUGACGAUACCGACGGAGUUCUUUGACAAGGUCACGCAGAUUAUUGUGACGAACGAGAAGGCUAAGAACCUCCAUCGUUUGUUUGCGAUAGGCCCGAGCAGAGAUUAACAUCGGCCGAAAGUGGUCGUGGUCGCAGCGGCAACGCCAGUCGACCAAACUAGUGAGGCCGUGUCUGCCAAUGAAGGGGACAGACUCGC